AUGAUUGAUGAUGAAGACGACGAAGACUGCGAUCAUCUUGUUUAUAUCAAGUCGCUCGGUCCCAAGUUCCGCGGAGUCGGAGAGUUGGUCACUCAUCCAAAAGCAGACGACGAUGGCUUUGGCUUGCUGAAAGACAUGGCUUCGUCCUCUCUGAACUCCGAUUUCGACUAUGAGGGUGAGUACAAAGACUACGAGUAUACCCACGGGAUUCUCGAAGAGAUGGGCGUUGGAUGCGAAGAACUGAGUGCUUGGCCAUACACCCACACUUACUUCCGCACCGAGAUGCCAGAUGGCAGCAAGAUAAUCAUGGCAAAGUUCCAUGAUGCCUAUGCAAAACAUUAUACAGGCCGGCCAGCUUUCCAGGGUCUCAAGGUCAGCGACGAGGUUCAUCAGCACUUCCUGGACCUAGCUUGCGAUGUGUCCAAACACAAGCCACACUUACAUCUUCUCGCAAGGAAAUUCGGAUCUGUUGUGGACGAAGAAGAGCCCCGUCUGAACAUCGGUUGUUUUGAACAUCCUCGGCAGUUCCCAGCGGUGUGGAAUGAAGACUUCGACGAAAUUCCUUUGCCUCUUGGAGAAGAACGUGUAGUUGUCGGACUAGUUCAUUCCGGUAAUCAGCGCAAAAUCGUCUACGAGACGAUGAAAGUGCGCAAAGAUCUACCAGAAGACCCAAUGGGUAUCGAAGCAGCUCGCGCGCUCGCCGAGUACCAGGAAGACGAUGAGCAGACUCAACGGGCUACGCCAAUCCCUGAAAGCGAUCGGCCUUGUUUUGAAGGAGGACUACGGCUAGACGAUGUACCAAAAGCAAAUUGGGAUUACCUUCACGAUUUCCCAGGCGAGAAUGAUGGAUUCGUUCAAGGUACCCUGGACAGACUGGAGAAGCUACGCGCUGAACCGGAACGCUAUGAUCAACUAGUCGCAACCGAUUCCCACGAGUAUGAGCCCGGCAGUAUCCUUGGAGAUCGGCAAGGUCUUGAAGAAAGCAUGAUCGUUGGACUCUGGAAUGGCUUGUACCACGAAGAAGAGUGUGACACCGAGGCACUACGCGAUCAGGGGCUGCUUAAUCCCGAAGACGACUUUGGCGACAACCCGGAGUACCUGAAGGCGAAGAAGCUAUGGUGGGAGCAGAAGAUGGGCAUCCGCGGCAUUGAAGCUAUUGUGCGGUACCAUAUGAAGCUCAUUCGCGCACGGCGACGCCCGAAUCGAGCUGCAUACUUCUUGACCGAGGAAGACGAUGCCAUUCUGAACAAAAAUUCGCCAGAAUACCCAGCAUCGCGUGCUAGUCCAGAGAAGGUUCCCGAAGAACAUCGAUUCUAUGACGAGCUCCAUGACAACCCACUGGAUUGGACAGCAAAGUCUGAGUCCUGGAUUCGGCAGUGGCGUCUCUCGGUUACCAACACCAUCGCACACGACGACUUCGACGAGGAAUGUCGCGAGGCUUACGAUGCGCUCGUGGAUUACCAGGACAGCCGCGAACCAGGCUGCGAAGCACACAAAGAGCCAGAAGAGUUUGCACGCCCGCUGCUGGCGGGGCGCCGUGUUCCUACUAUGGCUGCGCUAGAGCGGAAACGCAGCGAUUCGGGUGUUCAGCUAGAUAACAUCACUGGUCCCGUUGGCCUAAAUGCUGGUUUCAAUUGUGCACCCGGCAAGAUUCCUGCGGCUCCUCCGCUUGUCAACCACAGCGCUUCUGUAUUGAACUCUACAGCUCGCACGUCAGGCGGACUCAUGGAGCAUAUCCUGAAGGUUCGCGAUGAUGAGGAAACCAACCUGGCUGACGCGAUGGCUAAUGCGCCUUCUCCAAAGUUCCUUAAGGCGUUCCUGGAAAAGAAGAAGAAUCGCAAUGCACCUUCUUCAAAAUUUCUCAGGGCAUUCUUGGAGAAGAAGGCCUUUGGAGGUGUUGUUAAAUCCAGCAUCCAAGUUCCGCCUGGCAUCCUCGCCGACUAUUCGGCAGUUGAGGAUGAACUUUGUGAUCAAGAAUCAGGCAUGCCAUGUAACGUGAUACAAAAUAAUGCACCCGGUCUUGUCCCUAUCCAGGGACGCGUCUGGGUACGCUCAUCGAACCCCGAGGUGAGCCGUGAACAAAAUCGCGAACAGCAGGAGACUGCUACCCGCGAUCAUAUGGUCAUUUCUCGACCGAGAAAUGAUGCCGAGGACGAAUUGAUGCAUUUACUGCAUCUGCUCAUCACCAAGGCUAAUUCCAUGCUCCGCCCCUAA
Messenger RNA from Alternaria conjuncta, 2214 nucleotides. RefSeq lists its product as uncharacterized. Lineage: Eukaryota; Fungi; Ascomycota; Dothideomycetes; Pleosporales; Pleosporaceae. The transcript is spliced from 2 exons. The record is from RefSeq and is a predicted model, not a curated record. The coding region runs from base 1 to 2214 and encodes 737 amino acids.